Messenger RNA from Solea solea (common sole), 1151 nucleotides. Its product is annotated as C-signal-like. The record is from RefSeq and is a predicted model, not a curated record. The transcript has 7 exons. The coding region runs from base 122 to 916 and encodes 264 amino acids. Lineage: Eukaryota; Metazoa; Chordata; Actinopteri; Pleuronectiformes; Soleidae.
CACACACACACACACACACAGGAGUUGCCUUGCAGCCACAGUGCACUCUCACACAUGUUGAGUUAAUGUCAGGAGAGAGCAGUCACACAGCAGCUGGGGGUUUUCAAAGAGAGCCGCAAACAUGUCGCUGAAACUGGACGGCAACAUUUUUGUGACUGGCACCAACAAAGGCAUCGGUUUGGAGCUGGUCAAACAACUGGCCGAGAAGACAGGGGUGAAAUCUCACGUCUACGCCGGCUGUAGAGAGCCUGAGGGCACUGGAGCUGAGGCCCUGAGGCAGCUCGCCACUCAAUAUCCUGGAAAGAUCACUAUAAUCAAACUAGACACAUCAGACGAGGACAGUAUCUCAGCUGCCGUCCACACUGUGAGUGAGCGUAUCAGCGACGCUGGUUUGAACCUCCUCAUCAACAAUGCUGCGAUCAAUAAACCUCCUAUACCUGCUCCAUUAGCUGACACUGGGAAAAAGGACAUGAUGGACGUGUAUGAAACCAACGUGGCUGGACCGUUUCUCCUCGCUAAGAUGUUUCUGCCGCUCCUCCAGAAAGCAGCGGAGAAAGACUCGUCUGGUGAGGGUGAUAAAAUGUCCUGCAGGAGGUCAGCCAUCAUUAACAUCUCCACACUCAUCUCCUCCAUGGAGAAAUGUCCAGAGACCUUCCCUAUGGCACAGAUGUAUCCUUACAGGACCAGCAAGGCGGCGCUGAACAUGCUGACUCGCUGUCAAGCUGAAGACUUCAAGAGCCACAACAUCCUUGUGACAGCGAUCCACCCUGGCUGGGUGCGCACUGACAUGGGAGGAGAACAGGCUCCAAUGUCCACCGAGGACAGCGUACUGAGCAUGCUCAGUGUGAUGCCGUCACUUAGCAACAAAGACAGUGGGAUGCUUCUGGACUUUGAGGGCAACAGAAUCCCUUGGUAGCAGCUCUCAUCACAAUCCAAUAUUUCUAGUCAAAUAACGGAGCAGAGAUAACCACCUUUGGCUGCGACAUCAUACACUUAUUAUACGUUUAACAUUACACGAUACACAAAGUCCAGUUGCUUACAUGGAACUACUGAAGAUGACGAGUAUGAACUGAAUCACUGAGAAGCCUCACAGAGUAUCGUGUUAGGAUGCAUGGCUGGAAAAAUGAAUAAAAACAAUAUUUAUAAUUCAA